UCCAGGUGUUUCCUGGCCUCACCUGUCCCCGUUUGCAGGCCCUGAUGGAGCGCUUCAACGCCGACAAACGCAUUUUCUGCUUCAUCCUCUCGACGCGCUCGGGCGGCGUCGGCGUCAACCUGGCCGGGGCCGACACGGUGGUGUUCUACGACUCGGACUGGAACCCCACCAUGGACGCACAGGCGCAGGACAGGUGUCACCGGAUUGGACAGACGCGGGAUGUGCAUAUUUACAGGUUGAUCAGCGAGCGCACGGUGGAGGAGAACAUCCUGAAGAAAGCCAAUCAGAAGCGGCUGCUGGGGGACAUGGCCAUCGAGGGCGGGAACUUCACCACCGCCUACUUCAAACAGCAAACCAUCCGCGAGCUGUCCCCAAAUGUCCCAUAGGUGUCCCCAAAUGUCCUAAAUCAGCUCCCAGGUGUCCCC
Messenger RNA from Malurus melanocephalus (red-backed fairy wren), 425 nucleotides. Its product is annotated as helicase SRCAP-like. The transcript has 3 exons. Gene Ontology annotation, molecular function: histone binding; ATP hydrolysis activity. Gene Ontology annotation, cellular component: Swr1 complex. The record is from RefSeq and is a predicted model, not a curated record. The coding region runs from base 45 to 386 and encodes 113 amino acids. NCBI's taxonomy places the organism in Eukaryota, Metazoa, Chordata, Aves, Passeriformes, Maluridae.